Messenger RNA from Orycteropus afer afer, 1538 nucleotides. It is a transcript of the gene MEAF6, whose product is annotated as MYST/Esa1 associated factor 6. The record is from RefSeq and is a predicted model, not a curated record. Gene Ontology annotation, cellular component: NuA4 histone acetyltransferase complex. NCBI's taxonomy places the organism in Eukaryota, Metazoa, Chordata, Mammalia, Tubulidentata, Orycteropodidae.
ACAUGGCGAUGCACAACAAGGCGGCGCCGCCGCAGAUCCCCGACACCCGGCGGGAGCUGGCCGAGCUGGUGAAGCGGAAGCAGGAGCUGGCGGAAACACUGGCGAACUUGGAAAGACAGAUCUAUGCUUUUGAAGGAAGCUACCUGGAAGACACUCAGAUGUAUGGCAAUAUUAUUCGUGGCUGGGAUCGGUAUCUGACCAACCAAAAAAACUCCAAUAGCAAAAACGAUCGGAGGAACCGGAAGUUUAAGGAAGCUGAGCGGCUCUUCAGUAAAUCCUCAGUUACUUCAGCAGCUGCAGUAAGUGCAUUGGCAGGAGUUCAGGACCAGCUCAUUGAAAAGAGGGAGCCAGGAAGUGGGACAGAAAGUGAUACUUCUCCAGAUUUCCAUAAUCAGGAAAAUGAGCCCAGCCAGGAGGAUCCUGAGGAUCUAGAUGGAUCUGUGCAGGGAGUGAAACCUCAGAAGGCUGCUUCUUCCACUUCCUCAGGGAGUCAUCACAGCAGCCAUAAAAAACGAAAGAAUAAAAACCGGCACAGCCCGUCUGGCAUGUUUGAUUAUGACUUUGAGAUUGAUCUGAAGUUAAACAAAAAACCACGAGCUGACUAUUAGAAGACUCACUAGUACAGAAGCUUCCAGGUUAUAGAGCCCUGCUUCCCUUGUCCGACCUCACAAAGAUAAACAUCUCUUACCUGAGUACGUGGCCAUCUACAUCUGCUUUCCCUGACCCGGUGCCUGCCACGCUGAGUAGUUUGUUCUGAAAUGUGGUGACCAAAAAAGUCGUUUCUGGAAGACCACAUCGGAUCAUUUACUUGGUGUCAUUUUCAGUAACAGAACUGCAGGAAGACCAAGACAUGGUUAUAACCCCAGCAGGUUACUUGCUAACCGUGCAUUUCUCCCCUCUUGGAAUGAAUGCCCCCCCCAGAGUGGUUGGCAUCGACGUCGUCCAUGUUACCCGCCAGGAGUGUUUGCCAGCUUUAUGUGGAAAGUAGAACACAGGUUGCAUUUCAGAUGGAAGCUGUAAAUAUCUGACAUUUUCUUUGUGUUUUAUUAUUUUUCUCUUGUUUUUACCAUCUGAUUUUCUUUUGGGACUUUUUGUAAUGCCAUUGUACAGCUCAUACCUUCCUACUGACAUAGCUAAUAAUCUGUUUUGUGAAGUUGCCAAUAUUCUUAACUGAAAAUAAUUCGGUUUACCAUAAAUAAAAAGGGGAACUUGACUAUCUUGUCUUUUUGCAGGGAGAUGGUAAAGAGUGUUUAUUUAAUAAUACCUAUCUUAAAUCUUUCUAAGUUGAAAGCAGUUUUGUGUUCAAGGAAUAGGAAUAGCUGAAAAACGUGAGUUUAAAGCAAUCCUUUUAAAAUAGAUAUUUUUAUUCUUUUGUAUAAAUAAAAUAUCACAGGCUUUGACUUCUCCUACUUUACUUUUAAACCUGAGAUGGUUUUUCCAUUUAUUUUAUUUAUUCAUGUCAUGCCUUAUGGAAAUUUCUUUUUCCAUCUUUUCUCUUUGCUGGUAUUUGCCUGAUUUAAGUAUUGCUCUUAAAAUCA